Molecule: messenger RNA, 1533 nt
Organism: Emericellopsis atlantica
Lineage: Eukaryota; Fungi; Ascomycota; Sordariomycetes; Hypocreales; Bionectriaceae
Product: galactonate dehydratase
Exons: 2
Coding region: 220-1365 (381 amino acids)
Biological process (GO): D-galactonate catabolic process; amino acid catabolic process
Molecular function (GO): galactonate dehydratase activity
Source: RefSeq, a predicted model, not a curated record
CUGCAUUCUAUAUGUAAUCGUUCAUCUUAUUUGAAGAGAAUCCAGCCACACAUGCCGAAGUCGGCGCAGUCCUAGGUCCAUUGGCGGCCCCUCAUACGUGCGCCUCUCCUCUUCCACGCGAUCGCCGUCAUAAGACUGGUUCUUGCAGCUCACACAUACACUCCAUGAUAAUAAGGUCAUUCAUUGACUUUCUUCUGUGCGGUACCAAAGGUUUGCAACAUGGGCAAAAUCGCAAAGAUUGAAUAUUUCCGCGUCCCGCCUCGGUGGCUGUUUGUCAAGAUCACCGACGACGCGGGCAUCGUUGGUUGGGGCGAGGCCUCGCUCGAGGGGCACACGCAGGCUGUCGAGGGCUGUCUGGAUGCCUGGAUUGACCAGUACACGGGCAUGGAGGCUGACGACAUUGAGCACAUCUGGCAAAAGACAUGGCGCAUGGGCUUCUACCGCGGCGGACCUGUCUUCAUGUCCGCCCUCGCCGGCAUCGACAUUGCGCUCUGGGACAUUAAGGCGCGCAAGCUCAAUGUCCCCAUCUACCAGCUCCUCGGCGGCAAAGUCCGCUCUACCCUCAAGGUCUAUGCCUGGAUCGGCGGUGAUCGUCCCGCCGACAUUGAGGAGCAGGCUCUCAGCCGCAAGGCGCAGGGCUUCACGGCCGUCAAGAUGAACGGAACCGAGGAUGUGGGCUGGCUCGACUCGCCCCACACGCUGGAUAGCUGCGUCGAGCGUGUCAAGGCCGUCAAGGCGCUGGGCCUCGAUGCGGGUGUGGACUUUCACGGACGCGUGCACCGACCCAUGGCGAAGCAACUCGCCGCCGCAUUGGCAGAGCAUAAGCCCAUGUUCAUCGAAGAGCCGCUUCUUUCAGAGCACAUGGAGGGGAUCAAGAGUCUGAGCGCGCUCACGACGAUACCCAUAGCACUGGGCGAGCGGCUACACUCCCGUUGGGACGUGAAGCCCUUCCUCGAGGCGUCGUGCAUCGACAUACUGCAGCCAGACAUCUCGCAUGUCGGCGGCAUCUCCGAGCUCAGACGGAUAGCGGCCAUGGCAGAGGCGUACGACGUCGCGAUCGCACCGCAUUGUCCUCUCGGCCCGAUCGCGCUGGCGGCGUGCAUCCAGGUCGAUGCCACACUGGCCAACUUUGCGAUUCAGGAGAUGAGUCUGGGCAUUCAUUACAAUACCGGGGGUCACGACCUGCUGUCCUAUAUCAAGAACCCGGAGAUAUGGGAUGUCAAGGACGGCUACAUCAAGCUAAUGGAGGGCCCAGGGUUGGGUAUCGACAUUGACGAGGACAAGGUGCGGGAGUUGAGCAAGGGUGCCGAGGCGUGGGUGAGCCCUGGCUUUGUUGGGCCAGGCGGCGAGUGGCGCGAGUGGUAGGGCCCUUCGGUGGAAGAACGAUCAAUUUUGUGAGAUGACAGGACUUUGAAGAGUUAGUUUGGCACAUGAGCUUCCAGUUGAUAUGCAGCUUAUCAUGGCGGAGCGACCUUUGUUUACCAUUGCCCCUUUUCAUCCUCGACGACCCCAAGGCUCGUCACUGCCAGCCUC